AUGUCUGCCGAUAAAUAUUAUACUCUUGCGGAAGGAUGCCCCUUCGCUAGCAACAACACCGCGCUCUUGAUGCGGAAUCGUCCAGGAACUGGCGGUCUAGGUCUGCUCCAAGACACUCAGCUCAUUGAGACACUCGCGCACUUCAAUCGCGAGAGAAUCCCCGAGCGCGUUGUUCAUGCAAAGGCCGUUGGCGCAUAUGGAGAAUUUGAAGCUACCGAGGACUGCUCCAACCUGACCUCUGCGAGCUUCCUCAGCAAAGUUGGAAAGAAGACCCCUAUUCUCCUUCGUGUUUCCACCGUCGGUCCGGAAUCGGGCUCUGCGGAUACUUCGCGGGACGUUCAUGGAUGGGCGAUGAAGAUGUACACCGACGAAGGAAAUCUUGACUGGGUCUUCAACAAUACGCCUGUGUUCUUUAUUCGAGAUCCCAUCAAGUUUCCCUCUGUGAAUCGCUCCCACAAGAGGAAUCCCCAAACCCAUUUGCCCGAUCCAAACAUGUUUUGGGACUUCCACGUCGGGAACCCGGAAGGCAUCCAUCAACUUUUGAUUCUUUUCAGUGACAGAGGAACCCCACGAUCAGUUCGAUUUCUCAAUUCAUACAGUGGACAUACAUACAAGUUCACAAAGGCGGAUGGUUCGUUCAAUUACAUCAAAGUCCAUAUGAAGACGCGACAGGGCGUGAAGAAUUUCACACAAGAGGAAGCAACUCGUGUCGCAGGAGAGGACCCUGAUUAUAUGAUCAGAGACAUGUUCGACGCCAUUGAACGAAAAGACUUCCCGCAGUGGGAUGUUUUUGUGCAAGUAAUGAGCCCUUCCGAAGCCGAAACCUAUCGCUGGAAUAUUUUCGACAUGACCAAAGUCUGGCCCAAGAAGGACUUCCCAUUGAGGAAGAUUGGUAAAAUGACUUUGAAUCGCAAUCCCGACAACUAUUUUACCGACAUCGAACAGGCCGCUUUCUCGCCUUCCACUAUGGUUCCCGGAUUUGCAGCUUCCGCUGAUCCUGUCCUCCAAGCCCGUUUGUUUGCGUACCCCGAUGCAGCUCGAUACCGUCUUGGUGUCAACUACCAACAGCUCCCCACCAAUGCUGCCAAAGUCCCUGUUUACUGUCCAUUUGAACGAGAUGGAGCAAUGCGAUUUGAUAAAAAUUACGGUGCUGACCCCAAUUACGUUGGAUCUACCCUGCAGCCAACGCAGUUCAAGACCAAGGAAAACGGUGUUACCGCUCAGUCACUCAGCGUCCAUACCGACCACGAGAAAUGGGCUGGCGAAGUGUCAGCAUACACUAGUCAGAUUACUGACGAUGAUUUCGUUCAGCCUGCAGCUUUGUGGGAAAUCCUUGGGCGCGAGCCAGGGCACCAGGACAGGGUCAUUCAUAACCUUGCGGGAAAUAUCAGUGGGGUUACGUCACCCAAGUUACGCGAGGGUGUUUACGCACUUUUCGGUCGUGUCAAUCAAGAACUCGGGGCUAGGCUUCGAAAAGCGACGGAGGCCAAGGUUAAGAACUGA
Messenger RNA from Penicillium psychrosexuale, 1503 nucleotides. RefSeq names its product catalase. Gene Ontology annotation, cellular component: peroxisome; mitochondrion; cytoplasm. The record is from RefSeq and is a predicted model, not a curated record. NCBI's taxonomy places the organism in Eukaryota, Fungi, Ascomycota, Eurotiomycetes, Eurotiales, Aspergillaceae. Bases 1 to 1503 code for a protein of 500 amino acids. Gene Ontology annotation, biological process: hydrogen peroxide catabolic process; response to hydrogen peroxide. The transcript is spliced from 11 exons. Gene Ontology annotation, molecular function: heme binding; catalase activity.